AUGGUUCCGUGGAUUGCAAGCUUGCUGCUACUGGGAUGGCUGAGAAUAGUUGUCGCCUUCGCGGUCAAAGGCGACAUUCUCUGGAACGACAUGUGUCCAGGGCCUGAGAAGCUAGGACGCUCGAAGGUUGUAUUAGAUGAAGGUAAAUACUACGGGGGAAUACAGCAGGAUGGCAAGUUUACCAUUCCGGGUGUUCCUGCGGGUACAUACGUUCUCUCCGUCUCGACUCAUGAUUUCAUCUUUGACCAGCUACGCGUCGAUAUUCUGAACACAACGCCUCCGGCCGUCGAAGUGCGACCGUACAUACCUGGAACACCUUUGAAUCCUCCGUCUUCAGUGAUUCUGCCCCACCCUAUCUCUCUCGUCGUUCGGCAAAAGCAUGAUUAUUUCGUUGCCCAUGAAUCUUUCAGCCUACUGGCGAUGUUCAAGAACCCCAUGAUGAUGAUAAUGCUGCUCACGGCCGUGAUGGCGAUCGGUACUCCAUAUCUCAUGAAAAACAUGGACCCCGAAGCCUUGGAAGAGAUGCGAGCCAGUCAGGCGAAGAUCGCAAGUGCGCAGUCUGCCUUCGCUACAGGAGAUUUCAAGUCAAGCAUCUCUGCUCUCAUGUCGGAUGAACCUGCUGCCGUGCCACAACCGCAGCCAAAAGCUGGGCCUGCUCAGAAUAAGUCACGUAGCAAUAAAAACAAACGGCGAUAA
Molecule: messenger RNA, 696 nt
Organism: Pleurotus ostreatus (oyster mushroom)
Lineage: Eukaryota; Fungi; Basidiomycota; Agaricomycetes; Agaricales; Pleurotaceae
Exons: 7
Coding region: 1-696 (231 amino acids)
Cellular component (GO): EMC complex
Molecular function (GO): carbohydrate binding
Source: RefSeq, a predicted model, not a curated record